AGUAAUCGACUCUCAUCCUGAACCAUUUCAAAGCCAUCUCCUCCGAUCUGGAACCGACGAUUCCUCCAUGGACGACGUUUGCUCCGGAUUUCGAGUUUUGUAGACGAUAGAUUCAGCCGUGUAGAAUCACCGGAAUCCAUCUUUCGUAUUCGGAAACCGGAUAUUCCUUAAUGGAGGACGCCUACGCCAGAUCCGUUACAGAGGUCUUGGAUUUCUUCGGGGUAGAUCCAGCGAAAGGUCUCACUGAUUCUCAGGUUAUACAGCAUUCAAGGCUUUACGGGAAAAAUGUGCUCCCUGAAGAAAAAAGGACCCCCUUCUGGAAACUGGUUUUGAAACAAUUUGAUGAUUUGCUUGUGAAGAUAUUGAUUGCUGCUGCCUUUGUUUCUUUUAUUUUGGCACUGAUCAAUGGUGAAACUGGCUUAAUAGCAUUCUUGGAGCCUUCCGUCAUCCUGUUGAUAUUGGCUGCCAAUGCUGCAGUAGGAGUAAUUACAGAGACAAAUGCUGAGAAAGCUCUUGAGGAGCUACGAGCAUAUCAAGCUGAUGUUGCGACUGUGCUUCGAAAUGGUUGCUUCUCUAUACUUCCAGCAACAGAUCUGGUCCCAGGAGAUAUAGUUGAAGUUGCCGUGGGAUGCAAGAUUCCGGCUGAUAUGAGAAUGAUUGAGAUGCUAAGUGAUCAGUUACGUGUUGAUCAAGCAAUUCUUACAGGUGAGAGUUGCUCUGUUGACAAAGAGAUUAAGUCCACUACGGCAACAAAUGCGGUGUACCAAGACAAGACAAAUAUUCUUUUCUCGGGUACUGUUGUUGUUGCUGGUAGAGCAAGAGCUAUUGUUGUUGGAGUUGGUACUAACACUGCCAUGGGUAGCAUACGUGAUUCUAUGUUGAGAACAGAUGAUGAAGCGACUCCCUUGAAAAAGAAACUGGAUGAGUUUGGUACCUUUUUGGCUAAGGUUAUUGCAGGAAUUUGUGUACUGGUGUGGAUUGUAAAUAUCGGUCAUUUUCGUGACCCUUCUCAUGGUGGCUUCUUGCGUGGUGCAAUUCAUUACUUUAAGAUUGCAGUUGCUCUUGCAGUUGCAGCAAUUCCAGAAGGGCUUCCUGCUGUUGUUACUACGUGUUUGGCCCUUGGAACAAAGCGAAUGGCUAGGUUGAAUGCUAUAGUUCGAUCAUUGCCAUCUGUAGAGACUUUAGGUUGCACCACAGUGAUUUGCAGUGACAAGACUGGAACUCUUACAACAAAUAUGAUGUCUGUUUCAAAGAUAUGUGUGGUUAAUUCUACACAACGCGGUCCUCUGAUUGCUGAGUAUGGUCUAAGUGGGACGACAUAUGCACCAGAUGGCAUUAUUUUUGACAGUAGUGGGAUACAGCUUGAGUUUCCUGCUCGGUUGCCUUGUCUUCUUCACAUAGCAAUGUGUUCAGCUUUAUGCAAUGAGUCUGUCUUACAGUAUAACCCAGAUAAGGGGACCUACGAAAAAAUUGGGGAGUCAACUGAAGUGGCUCUCCGUGUGUUAGCAGAAAAGGUUGGUCUUCCUGGCUUUGAUUCUAUGCCAUCUGCUUUGAACAUGUUGAGCAAGCUUGAGAGAGCUUCUUACUGUAAUCACUACUGGGAAAGUCAAUUUAAAAAGGUUUCUGUUUUGGAAUUUUCUCGUGAUCGUAAGAUGAUGAGUGUCCUUUGUAGCCAUAGGCAGAUGGAGAUAAUGUUUUCAAAAGGUGCUCCAGAGAGUAUCAUCUCCAGGUGCACAAAUAUCCUCUGCAAUGAUGAUGGUUCCACUAUUCCUUUGACAGCUAGUGUCAGAGCAGAAGUAGAGUCAAGGUUCCACAGUUUUGCAGGGAAAGAAACAUUGAGAUGCCUGGCUCUAGCCUUAAAGAUAAUGCCCUUGGGUCAACAUACCAUAUCCUUGGAGGAUGAGAAAGACCUUACAUUUAUUGGGUUGGUUGGAAUGCUUGAUCCACCAAGAGAGGAGGUCAGAAAUGCUAUGUUUGCUUGCAUGACUGCUGGUAUACGUGUUAUAGUUGUUACUGGUGAUAACAAGUCUACAGCUGAAUCACUUUGCCGUAAGAUUGGUGCUUUUGAUCACUUGGUAGAUUUUGUUGGUCAUUCAUAUACCGCUUCUGAAUUUGAAGAACUUCCAGCUUUGCAACAAACACUGGCAUUGCAACGUAUGGCACUAUUCACUAGGGUUGAGCCUUCUCAUAAAAGAAUGCUGGUCGAGGCCUUACAAAACCAGAAUGAAGUGGUUGCCAUGACUGGUGAUGGUGUCAAUGAUGCACCUGCAUUAAAGAAAGCAGACAUAGGCAUUGCAAUGGGAUCUGGGACAGCAGUUGCAAAGAGUGCUUCAGAUAUGGUUUUAGCAGAUGACAAUUUUGCUACUAUUGUCGCAGCUGUUGCAGAAGGAAGGGCUAUAUACAACAAUACAAAGCAAUUCAUCAGAUACAUGAUCUCUUCAAAUAUUGGUGAAGUAGUUUGUAUUUUUGUGGCAGCUGUACUAGGAAUACCUGAUACCCUGGCUCCUGUCCAGCUGCUAUGGGUCAACUUGGUCACUGAUGGAUUGCCUGCCACUGCCAUUGGGUUUAACAAGCAAGAUUCUGAUGUAAUGAGGGCCAAACCUCGUAAGGUUGGGGAGGCUGUGGUCACUGGAUGGUUAUUCUUUCGCUAUUUAGUAAUUGGAGCUUAUGUCGGACUCGCCACUGUUGCAGGGUUCAUAUGGUGGUUUGUGUAUUCUGAAAGUGGUCCCAAACUACCAUAUGUUGAAUUGAUGAAUUUUGAUACUUGCCCAACGAGGGAGACAGCCUACCCAUGCAGUAUAUUUGAUGAUCGGCGUCCAUCAACUGUGGCCAUGACUGUUCUUGUAGUUGUUGAAAUGUUUAAUGCUGUCAACAACCUCAGUGAAAAUCAGUCUCUCUUGGUUAUUCCUCCCUGGAGUAAUUUGUGGCUGGUUGCCUCUAUUAUCCUGACAAUGUUUCUUCACAUUCUAAUAUUGUAUGUCAGUCCACUGUCCAUUCUUUUCUCAGUAACACCAUUGUCUUGGACUGAGUGGACUGUUGUACUGUAUCUUUCAUUCCCUGUCAUAAUUAUUGAUGAAGUGCUGAAGUUUUUCUCAAGAAACUCUCGUGGCAUGAGGUUCAAUUUCAGAUUCAGGAGACCUGAUACACUGCCGAAAAAGGAAUUACAUGACUAGUGAUGAAAAUUUUAUUUUCCACAACCCAAAUUUCAUACAUACUAUUUAAGUUGACACGAAGCAUAGAGGAACAUGGUUUCUCCUGUACGUGUGUACUUUGCACAACAAAGAUACAAAUCAGGGGCAACUUCACUGGGUUGUAAGUAUAGUUCGAUCUUGCAGUUAAUUUCCAGAAUUAACAUCAGAUAGUGAGGAAAUGGGUUGACGGUAACCUGUUUAUGACAUGUUUUUA
This is a messenger RNA of Rubroshorea leprosula, 3405 nucleotides long. NCBI's taxonomy places the organism in Eukaryota, Viridiplantae, Streptophyta, Magnoliopsida, Malvales, Dipterocarpaceae. The record is from the annotation of a GenBank genome assembly.